AUGGGUUCUCUCAAGCUUCUUCCAGACUCCGGUAUCACUUCCAUGGUGAUGGGGAAUGAUAUAUUUGCAUAUGUACAAACCUAUGAGGGCGACAUCUACCAGUUCGUGGGCAAUGUCGAAAAUUCGUCGGAGUUUUAUGGUUCAAGGAGGAAGUCAAACGUCAUCAUAGAGCGUCUGAAAGGCAAGAAUCCUAGGCCUGACGCUCCUAAGCUAUUUACUCCCAUUGCUGCGGUAUCUUUCACCGAUAAUCUCAACAAGCCGAUGAAUGAACGGUACGUCUUUUAUCUGGACGACAAGAACAUUCUCCAUGACCAAUACGAUCGUGGGAAUGGCGACUACCAACAUGGAACACUGGCUGGGUUGAAGAUCGAAUGCGCUCACUACUCAAGCUUAGCAGCCGUCACUAUCAAAGGCAACGUUGUGAAUCACAUCUGUGUAUUCUACCAAGCCCCCAGCUGGGACGGAGCUGUUAAGAUGGUCAGCUUUGCUGGCAUCCAUCGGACCUGGCAGCAUGGCGCCGCCAACCUCAGAGACCCACCGCUCUACGGCACCUCCCUCACUGCAGUGCCUCCUCGCGCAGAACCUCUCCCGUUGGCAGGCUAUGAUCGCGACGGGAAGCCGGUGGCGUUCUCACCGCACACAAGCCUCACCGCUGUUGACAACGGAACACACCUGCAUCUUAUCUACAAGUCCCACUCUGGCCAAGUGAAGGUAGUUCGCAUCGACCCGAAGGAAGGCCUCCUGCUGCCCGAGCUCUUCUUCCACGACGUUGACGUUGCGCCUAGGAGUGCGAUCGCCGCGUGUAUUGCACCCAACACGGGCACUACCACCUGCAUCGUGCUGUUCUACCAGGCGCUGGACCCGGACUCGCGGAAAGUCCAAAUGGCGGCGAGAGUGGUAUACAAGCCCACCACCGCUGCCACUGGCACCCAAUGGAACGUGUCUGAGAAGGAGGUUCUUGGGGAGUGA
This is a messenger RNA of Fonsecaea erecta, 969 nucleotides long. RefSeq lists its product as hypothetical. The transcript is spliced from 3 exons. The record is from RefSeq and is a predicted model, not a curated record. Bases 1 to 969 code for a protein of 322 amino acids. Lineage: Eukaryota; Fungi; Ascomycota; Eurotiomycetes; Chaetothyriales; Herpotrichiellaceae.